ACCCAACAAUCCAAUCCCUCAAACCCUACACAACGUAAGCUCUCUCCCUCAAUUGCAUCAACAAGUACUAAAACAAAGAGAAAAAUAAGAUGCGACAUAAGCGACGCCCUCCUCAAGCUCUCCCACCCAAACACCGGCUUCCUCCCAAACCUAACGAUGUGGUCUCCCAGACGCCAAAAGGGACCCACUAAGAUCGUGGGGCCGGCCUACACUGUCCAAUACGUGCCGUUGGACGAUCCAGCUCCGAAGUAUGAGGGUCAUUAUAUUGACACUGUCCCUGAGGGGGCAGUAAUCUUCGUCUCCUCGCCACGUAGCACGUCGAAUGCCGUUUAUGGGGGGCUGAUGUCUACGAGGGCGAAGGCGAGGGGCGCCGUGGGGGUUGUGGUUGAUGGCAGGUUUCGGGAUUUGGGUGAACAGAGAGGGUUGGGGUUUCCGGUCUUCGCGCGAGACGUAGGCACCGCACCACCCUACGGAAGUGUCAAAGUGAGUGCCGUGGACGUCCCCGUCACGGUCCAGGACGAGGCAGCGGGCAAAGAACUAGUGGUGAGUCCCGGUGAUUACAUCGUUGCGGACUUGAAUGGCGUGGUUUGUUUGCCGAGGGAGUUGGCGGAGAAGGUGCUACCACUUAUGGAGAGGCAGGUUGCUGCCGAUGAGAAGAUCUCGGCGGAUAUUAAGGAGGGGGUGAGUUUUGUUGAGGCGAGUAGGAAGCAUCGGGGAUAG
Aspergillus bombycis is the source of this 720-nucleotide messenger RNA. Its product is annotated as RraA family protein. The record is from RefSeq and is a predicted model, not a curated record. The annotation marks the transcript as partial. The transcript is spliced from 3 exons. NCBI's taxonomy places the organism in Eukaryota, Fungi, Ascomycota, Eurotiomycetes, Eurotiales, Aspergillaceae.